AUGGCGAAAAUGACAUCGAAAUUAUUUCCAACACCCCGCAGGGCCACAGGAAGAGUUAUUAUUCAUCCAAUCACUGGCGAAAUUCUUGAUCACGGGUUGGUCUUGUGGUUUCCAGGACCGGGUAGUUAUACCGGAGAAGAUGUUGUCGAGUUUCAGAUACAUGGUGGUACUUCCGUAAUAAGAGGCGUGUUAGAUGCGCUUGGUAGCAUUGAUGGUUUUAGGCAUGCCGAGCAAGGUGAAUUUACUCAUAGGGCGUUUGAUAAUGACAAGCUCGACCUGACAGAAAUCGAAGGACUUGCUGACUUAUUGAAUGCUGAGACAGAGGCGCAAAGGAGACAGGCUUUACGACAAGCCAAAGGAAGUUUGAGGAAUAUGUGUGAUUCUUGGCGACAACAACUUAUUGAAAAUUUGGCACUUGUAGAAGCCGUAAUCGAUUUUGGCGAAGAUGAAAAUAUUGAAGAAGGAGUAUUGGAGCAAGUUCAAAGACAAGCAGCUAUUGUGUCUCCCAUUCCUGGUACCACAAGGGACGUGAUUGAAACUUUCUUGAACAUUGGUGGCUAUCCAAUUGUUAUUGGGGAUACUGCCGGCUUGAGACAAUCGGGUGAUGCUAUCGAAAUGGAAGGGAUUGCAAGAGCCAAGCAUCG
This is a messenger RNA of Acaulospora colombiana, 644 nucleotides long. NCBI's taxonomy places the organism in Eukaryota, Fungi, Glomeromycota, Glomeromycetes, Diversisporales, Acaulosporaceae. The record is from the annotation of a GenBank genome assembly.